CUUUUAUCCGUCUUCUUCAUCUUCUCCAUCGUCUUUAAAGUCUGAUACUUUUCUUCGGUUAAGUUUCUCGUAAAGAUCCUUUUUUUUCAUCUGAUCUUCAACAAAAACACCAAAUCUCCCAUUCAAUUGGCUACUCAGAGACUCCCAGACCUUAAAGGCUUGAUUUUGCUCUCUCUUGUCUCCAUGAAGAAGGUGCUUCAUCGAAGCUUCAAGCCAGCGAAAUGCAAAAUCACAUUGCAAAUGGCGGCUUCGAGGCUGAAAAUACUGAAGAACAAGAAGGAUACACAGAUCAAGCAGUUGAGGAGAGAAUUGGCUCAUUUGCUAGAGUCAGGGCAGACCCAGACGGCUCUAAUCCGGGUGGAGCAUGUAGUGAGAGAAGAGAAGACAGUGGCUGCUUAUGAGCUCGUUGGUAUAUACUGUGAACUUAUCGUUAUUCGUUUGGGUGUCAUUGACUCACAAAAGACAUGCCCUAAUGAUCUUAAGGAAGCUGUUGCGAGUGUUUUAUACGCUUCAAAAAGGUUAUCAGAUGUCACUGAGCUAGCUGAUGUCGUUAAGCAUUUCUCUGCAAAGUAUGGAAAAGAUUUUGUUUCUGCUGCCGUUGGGUUGCAGCAAGAUUCUGGUGUGAGUCGCUUGUUGGUGGAUAAACUGUCUGUUAAAGCUCCUGAUGGUCCAACAAAGAACAAAAUUUUGAAAGAGAUUGCUAUGGAGCAUAAUGUAACAUGGGAAGCAGAAACUGUGGUUGAGCCAGAUCCAAAGGAAACUGUAUUGAUGAGUGGAGCAAGUUCCUCUCAGUCAGUUAGUGACAUAAACCCAGGUUCUGCAAGAAUCCCACACAAUCAACCUCCAGAGUUUCAAGCUCCAGCUACUGCUAACGUGUCGCAGAACGUAUAUGAAACUGAUGGAAGAUCUUCAUGCCGCACUGCAUCUACUGGUUACUAUCAUCAAGAUACAAGACCUUAUGGAGAUAAGACUGAUGGCAGAGAACACGGACCUCCGAAUCCAGGUUAUGGGGAUUCAUCUCCAUAUGAAACAGAAUUUGCUGAUGCUACGGCUGCUGCACGUGCAGCUGCUGAAUCUGCUGCAAGAGCGAGUUUUGCUGCACGUGCAGCUGCUGAGCUUUCAAGUAAAGAAAGGAUGAGGACGACGAUGCAGAGUUCUACAGAGUCUCAGAACUCAUCCUCUUAUGAUAAUAGAAGAAACGAGCCCUCACAUAGACACAGUAGUAGCAGCUCAAAUGUGCAAAGCGGAGGGUUUGUUAAAGAAGAAAUGCCAAGAAGAAACGAGCCCUCACAUAGACACAGUAGUAGCAGCUCAAAUGUGCAAAGCGGAGGGUUUGUUAAAGAAGAAAUGCCAAGAAGAAACGAGCCCUCACAUAGACACAGUAGUAGCAGCUCAAAUGUGCAAAGCGGAGGGUUUGUUAAAGAAGAAAUGCCAAGAAGCAGUUACAGGCAAGAAGAUCAAUCUACUGCUAGGACUGAGCUUUCUAAGAAGAAUGUUGAUGAACAAUCAGAAAAUGCUUCAUGGAAGAGAGGUCAUUCUCGAGAUAGCUCAUUGGAGAUGGAGCAGCCAAGUAAAGAUGAUAUCAACGUUAGCUGUUCAGAAGGUGUUCAACUCAAGAAACAGUCAAGCCACGCUUCUUCAGGAUCACACACAAGCUAUUUUUCUGAUGACAAUAACGUCACUUCCUCAGACCAUUUCGAUGCACCAAACAUCUUUGAGGAGAACCGGUUUCAGAGCACUGUUGAAGACACCGAGAGAUAUAAUCACGGUCCAGCUUUUGAUGACCAUAGCUCGUUUUUUGAUAAACCUCAAUUCGACACAGAAGAUGCUUAUGGCGAUGAGGCAGAACAUGGAUUAGGAUUUUCAUUGCUUGGAAGUAAGGAUGUAACACCUGAUCAUUUGCCAUCAGAGACACAUUCAUGGAGUUUCAAAGGAGACAAGUCUCUGGAACAAAGCUCAACCUCAGAGGUUCUUGAAAAGGAGAAGCCAAGUGCUCCAUUAUUUGAUGAUUGCCCUACAAGUCCUCCAGCUUCUCUGCAUGAGCCAGAGCCGUCUGCAAAGUUUGACGAUUAUGACCGAGAUUCUGAAAGUGAGGAAGACGAUAUGAGAAACAUAGGGAUACUUUCUGGACGUGUAGAAGAAAAGCCAAAGGUGACAUCUCACAAGUCACCAGUAGCUGACGUUCCUGAUGAUUUAGGACGCUACUUUUUCCCCUCAGACACAGAAGACCAAGAAGAUGAUUCCAUGCCACAUGAAGAGUCCGACACAGAAACUCCUAAAGGUCUUAGCUCUGGACCUGUGACCGAUGAACUCAGUAAUGAAAAGACUCUCCCACCUUAUGGAAUGAGCCCGCCAAGAGACAAGAUAUUGUCCAAGUCUGUAAAAGAGGAUGUUCAAACAGAGGUUGAUCCGCCGAGGUCUUCUUCUUCGCAGACGGUUCCUUCCAGCAGUAUCAGGAAAGAUCUUUACACUCAGGAAUCAAGCAACCCGGACAAGAGACCAAACUCUAUACCUCCAUAUUCAUCUUCUAGUGAUGAUGAAACAGAGAUGGAACUUCGAAAGAGAGUUUCUAUCAGAAGUCAAGAUAAAAAAACUGAGGUAAGAACACGCCCUACACAUCCUCAUUCACGUGUCACCCAUGACGACUCGAAGGAAGCUAUCCCUACUCGAGCUUCUGUUAGAAGACAAGACAAGAAGACUACCCCUGCUGUUGCCUCAUAUUUCCACUCAGUGUCCAGUGAUGAUGAAGAUGAUGAGAGAGAGUCACAUAGAGGUGGUUCAAGCAUUCAGACCAAGCCGUCUAUAUCCAUCUCACGAAGAACAAAGGGGCAAGAGAGAAGAUCAUCCUCCCUGGUUACUGCAAAAACUGACAAAGACUAUCAUGAACAGGAACCUAUCCCAAAGCUAGUACCUGAGGCCAAGCCACUGGCUAAGAAACAAGAUUCAGCUUCUUCAAGCUCUCUUCCAAAAACUGUUACAGUUUCUCACGAUCAAGAAUCUCCUCCAAAGCUAGCUCAUAAGGCCAAACCAGUGGCUGAUCGAGAAAGGCCAGCUUCAUCUUCAAGUUGUAUUCCAGAAACCGUGACAUCACCAGAACAAGUAAAACCAGCUAAGGAGAAAGCUAGCCAUGUUCAUCCCAAGCUCCCAGAUUACGACGACUUAUUUGCCAAGCUCGGGGCUGGGCGUCGCUGAACUUUUCUCUGAUCUACUACCCCUUUGUUGCUAUAUAUGAUACUCAUUGUUUUGUCAGCUCUUAUUCUUUUGUUUGAUUAUCUGCUUAAAUAUUGAACUUGCGAUUAUGUACUUAAUUUGUUAUGUACGAAAACAUAAACUUGACUUUCUUAUCAGAUUGUUGUCUUUUAUGUUUCAUGUAUAUAUAUAUUGAUUGCUUAUCUUAAAUGGUGUAA
Messenger RNA from Eruca vesicaria subsp. sativa (arugula), 3407 nucleotides. NCBI's taxonomy places the organism in Eukaryota, Viridiplantae, Streptophyta, Magnoliopsida, Brassicales, Brassicaceae. The record is from the annotation of a GenBank genome assembly.